Messenger RNA from Trypanosoma brucei brucei TREU927, 1026 nucleotides. RefSeq lists its product as hypothetical. Bases 1 to 1026 code for a protein of 341 amino acids. NCBI's taxonomy places the organism in Eukaryota, Euglenozoa, Kinetoplastea, Trypanosomatida, Trypanosomatidae. The transcript has a single exon. The record is from RefSeq and is a predicted model, not a curated record.
AUGCGCAACGGUGUGUCGCCUGGUUUUGGUGAUCGGCCCUGUUGUGGUCGUGUUUCCACGGCACCGACCUUAUCUUGCACCCUGAUGAUUAAGGGGUUGUCGCGCUGCUCCUCGCUGGACGCCCCAUCCUUGGCCCCAGCAACUGAGAUGAAGGCAGUAGAUAAUGUGAGCGCACCGUUGCUCUCUUUCGGUCGAUUAGCCCAUAGGCAUUCUCUUGGAGAGGCGCGGUCAUUGCGUGUUCCACGUGCGACAAGGGUCCUUCAAGGAAGCGGAAAAAUACAGGAGAGAGGAGGGGUGAUCAAGAGUGCGGAAAAAAACGACGUCGCUGUAAGCACGCUGGGGUUUCCCCAUUCGCCUUCCCAGCAGAAACGGGAGCAACGAUCGACGUCACGUCUCUCUAGCUGCGGCGUCCGUUGGCGCGAGCACAAUCAUGACGGGCCCAAAUCGAACGAGCAACCGGAACGCCGGUGCCGACGCCCUGGGUACAGGAAGGGAUUGGUUUCGACUGCAUCACAGUCGUUGUUUACUGCACAGCAGCAACUCUGCACAGCCCAGGAGGAGGCGGCAAGGAGCGCCAUUACGGCGGAGAUGGUGGAGGAGUUGGUGUCCAUCGUGUUGCUCGAAAAAAAAAAUAACGACAGGGUGUUCAAGAAGUUUGACGCGUGGAGGAGCAAGUUUGGAGACAUCAACGUUAUAACGGGUGCGUCUUCGAUGCAACAUGACACCCUUGUACAGCCCACCAUUAUACAAGCCCGUGACAGUGACCUCCUUCGCGCACUGAUGCAGGCAGAGACACGGAUUGCACAUCUACAGGGCCACCAAAGGGGCGUACAGUUCGGAAGUAGCAACUGCGCACCACCGAAUCUCCCUGCGGUGGAACUCGGUAGCGGGAGCGGUGCGCACGACAUCCGAGGGGAUCUUUCUCAACCAAGAGACAGCACCACCACGUCCGCUGCACGAGAUGGGUUAGGCACCACCGAAACAUCCACCUACAAACCACUUGGGCCUCAUGUACAUGUUUUGUAA